UGUCUUCUCUAACAAGCCUCCGUCGUAAUAAUCAUAAAAAUACAGCUGCUUUGUAACAGAGACAAACGAAGCAUUAAGGAGAGAGAGAGCGACUGUGUGUGUCUCUAUGUAUGCUGCUGCUACCAGUCUACACAACAGCAGUUUGGCUUCUCCCUCAAGCCAAACCCAACAUUUUGUUUUUUCAUCUUAUCCUUUUCAAAAUCUUAGUUGAUGAUUUGUAGUUCCGCCAUUAAAAGCUUUCACAGGUAACACUUCUUUCUUCUCUUCUUCUUUCACGGAAAAGCAAUCUUCCCUUCUUUUUCUUUUCUUUUUUUUUUUUCUUUUUUUUCUCUUUUCUUCUUUUUUGUCUAAAACCCACCUUAUAAAACCAACCCACAUUUAGCAUUCUUCUUCGCAUUUAACCAGAAUGGCUAAAUCCCACAGAGUUUCCCUUCUCUGUACUUUCAUGAUUUUGUUCUGUUAUUUCCAUCUCCAUGUUUCUGCAAUGCUGGAUCCUCUUGAUUUUCUAGCACUUCAAUCCAUUCGUAAGGCUUUAAAAGACAUGCCUGGCUCUAAUUUCUUUGCUUCUUGGGAUUUCACUUCCGAUCCUUGUAAUUUCGCUGGCGUUUCUUGUCAAUCCAAUAAAGUUGUGACUCUCAAUCUUGGAGAUCCUAGAGCUGGUUCUCCUGGUUUAAUCGGUCGGUUAGAUCUCUCCGUUGGUAAACUCUCUGCCUUAGCCGAAUUCUCUGUGGUUCCUGGUCGGAUUUACGGUUCUCUACCCGAAACACUCUCUCAAUUGCACAACCUCCGUUUCCUCGCCGUUAGCCGUAACUUAAUCUCCGGCCAGAUCCCUGCAGGACUCGGCGGCUUGCGAAAGCUUAGGACAUUGGAUUUAAGCUACAAUCAACUCACCGGACCAAUUCCUCGCACCAUUGGAAUGCUACCGGCGUUAUCGAAUCUGAUUCUCUGCCACAACCGUCUCACCGGUCCGCUUCCUCUCUUCCUCUCCCGAACCCUAACUCGACUGGACUUAAAGCAUAACGCUCUCUCCGGUUGGCUCAGUCCAAAUUCCCUUCCUCCUUCACUUCAAUAUCUCUCUCUCUCAUGGAACCGCCUCGGUGGUUCCGUAGACCGUCUCCUAACUCGUCUGGACCAGUUGAAUUAUCUCGAUUUGAGUUUGAAUCAGUUCACCGGUCCAAUCCCCGGCCGGUUAUUCACAUUCCCAAUAACCUCUCUGCAACUGCAACGAAACCAGUUCUCCGGCCAUGUUGAACCGGUGAAUCAUGUGUCAAUCGCCACCGUUGAUCUAAGUUACAACAAGUUGUCCGGGCAGAUAUCCCCAUUCUUCUCAACAGUACAGAAUUUGUACCUGAACAACAAUGGGUUUAGUGGUCGAGUACCAGGUUGCUUCGUUCAACGACUCCUUUCCGCUAAUAUACAAAUACUGUAUUUACAGCAUAACUAUUUGACGGGGAUAGAGAUAAAUCCGACGGCUGAGAUUCCCUUGAGUAGCUCUUUGUGCUUGCAAUAUAAUUGUAUGGUGCCACCAGUGCAGACGCCAUGUCCGUUGAAAGCAGGAAAGCAGAAGACUAGACCUCGGCAGCAGUGUAACCAGUGGAGAGGCUAGAACCCUACGUACCUGACACGUGUCCUUGAGGGUAUAAUGGGAAAUCAAAUUUUGAAUUCAUCUUAAAUUAAUUUAAGUCUCUCUUUCUUUCUUUUUGGGUGUAGCUGUGGAUGUUGGCUGUGGUGGUAAAGAGUAAAGAGAAAAUAUAUAUAAAAAAAAAAAAAAUGUGAAUAACUGAGUAUAUGUUUCCUAUGAAUAUUGAAUGUUACUAUAAUUUAUUAAUUAUAUACUUCCAUGAUUGAUUACA
Molecule: messenger RNA, 1853 nt
Organism: Cucumis sativus (cucumber)
Lineage: Eukaryota; Viridiplantae; Streptophyta; Magnoliopsida; Cucurbitales; Cucurbitaceae
Product: LRR receptor-like serine/threonine-protein kinase ERL1
Exons: 1
Coding region: 407-1606 (399 amino acids)
Molecular function (GO): protein binding
Source: RefSeq, a predicted model, not a curated record